Molecule: messenger RNA, 620 nt
Organism: Argiope bruennichi
Lineage: Eukaryota; Metazoa; Arthropoda; Arachnida; Araneae; Araneidae
Exons: 3
Coding region: 125-433 (102 amino acids)
Source: RefSeq, a predicted model, not a curated record
CUCAACCGAAGUCAAACGAUUGGAACUGUCGUCUGUCAGCCCAGAGAUGCGCUAACUGCCGAACUUGCCUCUCUUCACGAAGAAAAAUCUGCUAUUUACAAGUGAGUGACAUCGCCCCGACACGAUGAAAGAAACUGCAAGACGAACAGAGGCAUGGGGUUUGGCGUGGAUUGUGACUUUGCUUUGGCUGGUGGUGAACGCUGAUGAGGACGUCACGAAAAGGGCCUACAUGGACAAUUCCAUAGACUCGUACUUCAGCGAGAGAACCUGCUGGUGGAAUGAAGUUUGCAAGCGGGAGUUCCAGGUUCGAUUCCGCUGUCGUUGUCCAAGAUGGUCAUUUUGCAGAUCACCGGGAAGAUAUUACGACGCCCAUUGCUCCAUCACCAGAACCGGUUACAUCUGGUUGCAAAACGAACCGGAUCCAGAUGACUGAACCAGUCUUCCUGUCAAUGAUUAUUUAGAUAUACCUUGUAAUUAAUAAAAUCAGACGAUCUUUUUUGAUUCAAAAGCCAGUUAAAAGUUUUAAUGGUAGAUACAAAAAAACUAAGCACAUUUUAUUUUGUUUUGUCCGAUCUCAUAAAAGAGCAUCCUCUUUGUGCUUGUGAAUUGUGCUGUAAAUA